UUUUUCUUUUCUUUCUUUCUUUCUUUCUUUUUUUUAACCGUUAUACUACAUCUUAAGUUAAAAGAUGUCGCCUGCUGGUGCACAGAAGAGCAGUCCUCUGACUUUGGUGCUAAUGGUUGCUUCUGCUUCCAUUGGAGGAACUCUUCAAUAUGGAUACAACCUCGCCAUAAUGAACGCUCCAACAACAUUUAUCCAAACAUUUAUCAAUGAGACAUUCUUGGAGCGCUGGGACAUCCAGUUGGAGGACUACCAGGUUACUCUAGUCUGGACAAUUAUUGUCUCCAUCUUCUCGUUGGGGGGAUUUGCGGGGGCUAUUAUUGCGGGACCAAUGACCAUACGCUUCGGGAGAAAGAAAUGCCUGCUGUUGAACAACGUUUUCCUCAUGGCUGGAGCACUCUUAGCUGUGACCAGCAGAGCAGCCAAGUCCUUCGAGAUGAUCAUUAUCUCGCGUGUCCUAGUUGGAAUAAAUGCUGGGAUUAGCAUGAAUGUGCAGCCCAUGUAUUUCGGAGAAAGUGCACCAAAGCACUUAAGAGGGGCCAUCUCAUUGUCAUCAGCUGUUUUCACAGCAUUUGGUGUCGUGUUGGGACAGGUGGUCGGACUCAGAGAGAUUCUGGGCAGCGAGCCGUGUUGGCAGUAUCUCCUUGCCAGUAAUGCCGUUCCUGGACUCAUCCAGCUCCUCACGCUGCCGUGGUUCCCAGAGAGCCCCAGAUACCUGCUGAUCGACAGGGGAGACAAGGAGGCCUGUAUAAACGCUUUGAGACGGCUGCGAGGCUGCGAGGUCCAGAACAGCGAGCUCGAUGAGAUCCUGCAGGAACAGGCUGAAACCAAAGGCCUGAGGCCUCGUCGACCCUGGGAGCUUUUUACUGACCGCUCGGUGCGCUGGCAGCUCAUCAGCGUCAUGGUCAUCAGCAGCGCCAUGCAGCUCUGCGGGAAUGACUCGAUUUACUUCUAUGCAUCAUAUGUAUUCAAAGAGGCUGGAGUAUCUAAUGAAAAAAUCCAAUACAUCACAAUUGGCACUGGCACGUGUGAAUUCACAGCCUGUAUAAUGUGUAACCUGCUGAUUGAGCGCAAAGGUCGGAGGUUCAUGCUGAUGGGAGGGUACAUCCUCAUGACUGUCUGGGCUGUCGUCUUCACAAUCGCUCUGUCUCUUGAGCACUAUGUAUCCUGGAUGCCGUACCUCAGCAUGGCCUGCAUCUUCACCUACAUUCUCAGCUUCGGAAUGGGACCAGCUGGAGUGACGGGCGUUCUGCCCACAGAGAUCUUCAAUCAGACAGCGCGGCCAGCAGCCUAUAUGAUCGCUGGCUCCAUGAUGUGGAUCAACCUUUUCAUCACUGGGAUGCUCUUUCCAUUUCUAGUGAGGGAGUUGAGUGAGUACUGCUUUGUGCCUUUCGGAGUGGUCUGCAUGCUGUCAGCGCUGUUUGUCGGCCUGUUUCUGCCUGAGACCAAAGGGAAGUCUCUGUCCGCCAUCACAAGUGAAUUCCACAAACUCAACUUUAAAGGCCAGGAUGAAAUGUGUGUGUCGACUCAAGCUCAGUAUCAGCUGGGCGAAGUGUGUCUGUCCUCGUCGUUGUAGACUUUUUGUCCUGAGACACACACAGUCUCGGUAUUCCUCUCUUUGACCCGAUUGGCCCGAGCUGGAAGACGUCAUGAACUCGGGGAGUGUUCACUUCCACAUCACCGAAAGCAACUUUGUCCUAUUGUUACUACUUUAUCUUCCGUGUGCUGUCUAUAAAGAGAAUUUAAAGGAAUUAUCUUUCACAUGUUGCACUUAUGCUUUGCCACUUUGUGUCACUGAUUGACACUGGACAAAAGUAAUUAAAACUACUGUUUAUCAUAAAAGAGAAGAAGAGAAGUCAUUUGCUACCUCUUAAAGAAGUAAAUAAAGCCUUGCAAAUAAAUAGUUAUACAGUUUAUUAAGAUAUUUUACAUUUUUUCUCGUUUAAUGGGACAAAUAAUUUAGUUGUAGCCCAUGUUACCAGCAGAAUUAUUAGCUACUAUAGCACACCUUAACUUCAUCUUCUCAUUUGGGAGGUCAAAGGUCAAAGUAAGCUGCACAUCAGAGCUUCCAGUGAAAUAACCUGCACAACACUGAAGUCUUUGCUGUGCAGCCGGUGGUCGACCAAAGCAAAGAUAAUGCUUUUUAGGUAGAAACAACUACUAAAUUUGCACCUUAUGAAAAAUAAACCACAUGCAUCAAUGUGCACAUCUUAUUCAUUAAAUAAAGUAUGUUGAUGUUGAGAGUUUAUUCUACAGUUUUUACAUGUAUGUGUCAUUGCUUAUGCAGAAUAUUGACUUUUCUUUGUUUGUUUUUAAUGACUUAACUCUGAGCCAAUAAAAUGAUCUUGUAUUGA
Centropristis striata (black sea bass) is the source of this 2351-nucleotide messenger RNA. It is a transcript of the gene slc2a11a, whose product is annotated as solute carrier family 2 member 11a. NCBI's taxonomy places the organism in Eukaryota, Metazoa, Chordata, Actinopteri, Perciformes, Serranidae. The transcript has 12 exons. Gene Ontology annotation, biological process: monosaccharide transmembrane transport. Gene Ontology annotation, cellular component: membrane. The record is from RefSeq and is a predicted model, not a curated record. The coding region runs from base 65 to 1573 and encodes 502 amino acids. Gene Ontology annotation, molecular function: hexose transmembrane transporter activity.